Messenger RNA from Mytilus trossulus (common blue mussel), 4503 nucleotides. RefSeq names its product non-lysosomal glucosylceramidase-like. Gene Ontology annotation, cellular component: membrane. The record is from RefSeq and is a predicted model, not a curated record. Lineage: Eukaryota; Metazoa; Mollusca; Bivalvia; Mytilida; Mytilidae. Gene Ontology annotation, molecular function: glucosylceramidase activity; beta-glucosidase activity. The transcript has 18 exons. Gene Ontology annotation, biological process: glucosylceramide catabolic process; carbohydrate metabolic process. Bases 37 to 2670 code for a protein of 877 amino acids.
AGACUGACUUGCUUCCCUGCUUGCUUCAAGUGCAAGAUGCCAAAACCUCAACAUAUAGAUCAUUCCCCUGAAGCUAGCAUAACUACACCAAAAGAGGACAUUGCCAAUGUCCCCAAAUUCGGUUGGAGAGUAAACUUCGAACAUGAAUGCAAGGAUAAAUGUGAUCCAUUUGUAAAACCCAGACUCACCCACAUUCCUGAAUUAAUUGGCCUUAGUUAUAGAUAUAUGAAAGUAUGGAUAAAGCACAAAAGACAGGGAAGAAUAAUGUUUAUAGACCAUCUAAAUCAAGUUACACACAAGCCUAUUUAUGGCUGUCCAAUAGGUGGUAUAGGUUGUGGGACCAUUGGUCGUGGCUACCGAGGUGAAUUUUGUAGAUUUCAGAUGGUUCCAGGGAUUUAUGAACAUACAAUUGUUCCAGCAAAUUCUUUCAUAUUAUGUAUACGAAAGAACAAUAAAACUGUUUACCAAAAAGUCUUAACAGGAGGAAAAGGGAAGCACUUGAAAUCCUGGGAAUGGGGAUUUCCAAGACAGAAUGCUACAUAUCAUGCACUUUAUCCCCGAUCAUGGACUGUAUAUGAUAUACCUGAGUUUAAUCUUAAGCUUACCUGUCGUCAAAUAUCACCUGUCUUCCCUAAUGAUUACAAGGAUACUAGUUUUCCAAUGGCAGUCUUUGUAUGGUCUGUAGAAAAUAUGGGACAAGACUCACUAGAUGUCAGUAUUACAUUUACCUUUAAAAAUGGGAGAGGUGUGAAGGAAGAUUGUAACCCUGGAAACUGGACUGAACCAUUUGAAAGUGAGGCUGAGGGGCAGAAGGUUGCAGGAAUGAUGAUCAGACAGAACAUACGAGACAUGAAAUGUACCUAUGGAAUAGCUGGAGCUUUCAAGAAUGAUGUAGAUGUAAGUACAAAGUCACAGUUCAAUCCUAAAGGAUCAGGACAAGAUUUAUGGGAAGAUCUCUCUGAUGAUGGAAAAUUGAAAUCAUCGACAGAUCAAAAUAAAGAUCAGCCCAUAGUUAAUUGUAAGACACUUUGCUCUGUCAUGUUGAAGGUUUUACUGAAUAUUAUACAGUUUCUACUCAAUCUUGUCCUACCGUCUAAAGAAAGAAGUGGUUCAACAGGUAAAGGAUCUGAAAUAGGAACAGCGGUAUGUCUAUAUACCACAGUUAAGCCAGGGGACAAAAAAGAUCUAGAAUUUACACUCACAUGGGACAUGCCUGUUAUACAUUUCAAAGCUAGAAAACAUAAGUAUCUAAGGCGCUAUGCUCGUUGGUUUGGCAAUUCUGGUGAUGCAUGUCCAAAGCUGUGUAGUUAUGCCCUGAAAAACUAUCCUAUGUGGGAAACAAAGAUCGAAGAAUGGCAAAACCCAAUUUUAUCAAAUAAAAACUUACCAUCCUGGUACAAAUCAGCUUUAUUUAAUGAGUUAUACUUUGUAAGUGAUGGUGGCUCUCUAUGGUUAGAUAUGGCUGAAGAGAAAGAUGGACAGAUUCAGAGAAAGAUCAGUCCAACCGAACCAGAGGUUAUAACAGAAUAUGGAAAAUUUGGCUAUCUAGAAGGACAUGAGUAUAGAAUGAUUAACACCUACGAUGUCCACCAUUAUGCUUCCUUUGCCUUCAUCAUGCUCUGGCCAAAGAUACAACUAUCUAUACAGUAUGAUAUGGCUACAGCUGUAGCGUCCGAAGACACAACUCCUAUAGUAUUUUGUAUGGAAGGAAAUCGAGGGAUCUAUAAAACAAAAAAUGCAGUUCCACAUGAUCUAGGAGAUCCAGAAGAUGAGCCCUGGGAUAAAGUAAAUGCCUAUAUUGUACACCCUACACAUGACUGGAAGGAUUUAAAUCUGAAGUUUAUCCUACAGACCUAUAGGGAUUAUAGUCAAACAAAAGAUACUGAUUAUCUCAAAGAUAUGUACCCUGUGUGUCAGGCUGUGAUGGAGCAUGCUAGACAAUGGGAUACAGAUGGUGAUGGUCUGAUAGAAAAUGGAGGUUAUGCUGACCAAACCUUUGAUGCUUGGACAAUGACUGGUGUCAGUGCUUACUGUGGAGGUCUAUGGCUAGCGGCCCUGAAGAUGUAUAUUGAAAUCAGUAAUAUUGUGGGUAAUACAGAGGAAGUGAAGAAAUAUACAGAAAUAUUAGAUAAAGGCAAAGAAGCAUUUGAUAAAAAAUUGUGGAAUGGAAGUUAUUAUAAUUAUGAUUCAAGUACAACCAGUGGACAUGAUGAUAGUGUGAUGGCUGACCAGCUUGCUGGACAUUGGUUUCUUAGGGCAUCAGGCAUGGAGGAUGAAACUAUUUUCCCACCAACACAUGUUAAGACAGCCUUGAAGACUAUAUUCAAAAAUAAUGUAAUGGGAUUUGAGAAUGGUAACAUGGGAGCCAUUAAUGGAACAAGGCCUGAUGGGAAGAUGGAUAUGAGUAGUGUUCAAAGUGAGGAAUUCUGGGUAGGAGUCACUUAUGCCCUGGCUGCAAAUAUGAUUCAGGAGGGUAUGUUAGAUGAAGCCUUCCAAACAGCAUGGGGAGCUUACCAUACAUGCUGGGAAACAUAUGGUCUUCAAUUCCAGACACCAGAGGCCUACAUGCUUGACAGGAAUUACAGAUCCCUGGGAUAUAUGAGACCACUAUGUGUUUGGGCCAUGCAAUGGGCUUUAGAAAAGUUUCAUCCACAGUUAAUGAAGUCUUGAAUGUGUGCAAUAUGGACUUAAUGAUGCUAUAAAGUUUUCUGUGUUCAUAUUGCUCAAAUUUUACACGCUUUAUUUUCCAAGACACAAGUUUUUUUUGUUAAAUCUCAUUUUAUGCAGCUGAAAUUAAUACAUUCAUAGAUGUUAUUGAAUUAUCUGGUGGAUAGUUGUCUCAAUGGCAAUUAUACCACAUCUCCUUAUUAUAUACACUCAAUGUAGUGUUCAAGUAAAUUUAUCAUGAUAUAUAUAAGAUAAAUCAGUUAAUGUGGAUUCAUUUAUUUUCAUGGGUACCAAUUUUUGUGGAUUGCAGAAACUUUGCAUUUUCGUUGAUAUUUGUUAUUGGGGUUCUGCCAAAGGUUGGAUACAACUUUAUAGAAAUUUGUAUUUCGUUGAAUAUUUAAAUUGGUGUUUCACCUGUACCCACGAAACCCACAAAAAUUGGUAUCCAAGGAAUAUUAAUCAAUCCACAGUACAAGCUUUCACCACCAACAAUUUUUUUACAUAGUUUCAAUGAAUUCAAUUUUAUUCAGAUUCAUGUGUUAAAGAGUAAUGGCAUGACAAAAAUCACAAAAUGUUCACAUGAAAUUGUAGGCAGGUAUUUAAUACUGUAUGUCAGGUAAUUGCCUGUAAUUUGUUAUUAAUAAUUAUGUUAUUUUUUUUUACAAAUGUUUAUUAAAUAGUUAAGAUAAUUAAGCUUCCAUAUAUACACAAGUGCAAUUAUUAGAAAUUGUAAAUGUUAGAGAAAUUGUUGUUUAUUAUGUUAUAGUGUUUUUAAAAUAUAUAUAUUUUUUUUGUUUAAUUUUUGUUUUCUAUCAAAUUGCUUUAAAGAAUAUUUUGUUUACAUUAUUUUCUCACAGGUCUAUGCUUUAAACAUCAGGUUGUAUCUUUGAAAACUGUGGGUAUUACACCAAAAUAUUGUAGUUUAAAAGCAUAUAAAUAAUGGGGCACUAGCUACGAGAUUUAUAAAAAAUCUUAGGUAUGAUUUGUUUUUGUUUAAUCAAUAAUGGAAGUGAAAUAGUGAUAUAAUAAUUAGCUUUUAGCAGACAAAAUGCUUCAGUUUUGUCAAAUUAAGCUAAAUAACAUUGGUAAUGAAUUAUUCACUUGCAAGUGAAUAUUUCAACCUCAUUAAAUCCAUAUUCAUGUGAAUUUGAAAUAAACCCCUUAACUAGAGAUGGAAAUGCAUGCAUUGUAUGUGUACUGGUUAUUUAAAGGAAAAGAAUGUCAACAUUGAAAGUGAAACAAAGAUAAAUUCCUAUACAGGUAAAAACAAUGAGAAACAUAUAUUUUUAAUCUAUAAAAUAAAUUAAACAGACCUAUAAAAAUUCAAUUGCACAGUUGGCUUUAUCUAUUUAUAUUUAUAUUUAUGUUUACAUCGCUUAUAUUGUCAUCUGAGGUCAACGCGAUAGUUAAUUAGAUGGAGUCUAGACUAAAAUACACACAAAAGGGAACUACAUAUUAUCGACCCUGUGCUCUGAAAACUAUUUACUUUAGACUUUUGAUAGCUUGGAUGAAUGUUUUACAUUGUUAUAAAUAAAAUAUGAGAAUUUGAUUCAAAUCCGUGCCCAUGAAUUUGACAGCUAGUGCCCUUUUAACAAUUUUUAUGCCCCACCUAUGAUAGUAGAGGGGCAUUAUGUUUUCUGGUCUGUGCCUCCCUCCCUCCGUCUGUUCAACCCGCUUCAGGUUAAAGUUUUUGGUCAAAUUAUUUUUUGAUGAAGUUGAAGUCCAAUCAACUUGAAACUUAGUAUACAUGUUCCCCAUGAUAUGAUCUUUCUAAUAUUAAUGCCAAAUUAAAGUUUUGACCCCAAUUUCACAGUCCACUGAACAUGGAAAAUGAUA